UAUAAUUCUUCAGGUGUCACAAAACAAAAACACAAACAGCAAACACUGUACACACACACUCUCUCUCUCUCUCUGUGUGAACGGAACGAACCGAUUUAAUACUAGGAUGGAUUCUCCCCCUCGCUCCGCCGUCAUCAUAGUCGGUGCCGGAAUCUCCGGUAUUGCUGCGGCCAAGGUGUUGGUGGAGAACGGCGUCAAGGACGUGGUGAUUCUGGAGGCGUCGGAUCGCGUCGGCGGCAGGAUCCGCAAGGAGAGUUUCGGCGGCGUGUCGGUGGAGCUUGGAGCCGGUUGGAUCGCCGGCGUCGGCGGUCCCCUGUCCAACCCCGUUUGGGAACUCGCCGCGAAAUUCGGCAUCCGCACUUGCUUCUCCGACUACAGCAAUGCGCGCUACAACAUCUACGACCGCAGCGGGAACAUCAUUCCGAGUGGAAUCGCUGCUGACUCGUACCAAAAAGCGGUGGACUCGGCGAUUCAGAUGUUGAGGAAUCAGGAAGAAGAGGAAGGAGAAGAAGAAAAAGCAAAUCAUGGUCAUGGUCAUGGUGACGACCGUUUUAAUAGUAAUAGAAAUAAUAACGAAUCGAAACGGCCUUCGACGCCGGAAACGCCAGUAGAGCUCGCAAUUGAUUUCCUCCUGCAUGAUUUCGAAAUGGCUGAGGUAGAACCAAUAUCCACCUAUGUAGACUUUGGUGAGAAAGAAUUUUUGGUUGCUGACGAAAGAGGCUACGACCAUUUGCUGUUCAAAAUGGUUGAAGAAUUUCUCUUCACAUCGGAGGGUAGAGUUUUGGAUAAUCGCCUCAAACUAAACAAGGUUGUCCGGGAAUUGCAGUAUUCAAAAAGUGGCGUUACAGUGAAAACGGAGGAUGGUUGCGUUUACGAAGCCAAUUACGUGAUUCUGUCUGUUAGCAUUGGUGUUCUCCAAAGCGACCUACUCGCCUUCAAUCCACGCUUACCCAGGUGGAAAUUGGAAGCCAUCGAGAAAUGUGAUGUGAUGGUGUACACUAAAAUCUUUCUGAAGUUUCCGUAUAAGUUCUGGCCAAGUGGACCCGAAAAGGAAUUCUUCAUCUAUGCUCACGAGCGGAGAGGCUACUACACAUUUUGGCAGCACAUGGAGAACGCCUAUCCUGGCUCCAAUAUCCUAGUCGUGACAUUGACUAACGCGGAAUCAAAACGUGUGGAAGCUCAACCUGAUGAAGAGACCUUGAGAGAAGCUAUGGCAGUGCUCAGGGAUAUGUUUGGAUCAGACAUCCCUGAUGCCAUUGAUAUACUCGUUCCUCGCUGGUGGAAUAACAGGUUUCAGAAAGGGAGCUACAGCAACUACCCCAUCAUUUCCAAUCAUAAAGUUUUUCAUAAUAUUAAGGCCCCUGUAGGUCGCAUUUUCUUCACUGGGGAGCACACUAGUGAAAGAUUUAAUGGCUACGUACACGGUGGAUACCUCUCAGGUAUCGACACCAGCAAAGCGUUACUGGAAGAAAUGAAAAAGGAAAAAGAAAGAAAUAGUGAGAGCCAAACUCUGUUGUUAGAGCCCUUGCUCGCUUUUACAGGAUCUUUAACAAUGCCCAAAGCAGAAACUGUCUCCAAUAUCCACAAGUGCGAUAUUCCUACACAAUUAUACCUCACUGGCAAUCUUGGGAGGCAAGAGGCCAUCUUGUAACACUAUGGAACUGUACAGAGUCACCUUCAAGUUGAUGCAUACUUUAUUCAUCGAGGAAUUUUUGUGUAAACGUGUCCCAAGACCGUUCAAGUCCAUGAUGCUGCCAUGGUUAAUGUACACUUUCCAAUAAGUGUGAAGGUGAGGAGAAGAAGUGUUGGAGCAUACGCAGAUGUUUCCCAUUUCAUUAUUAAUGAAGCAUGUUAGGUUUUUUUUUUUUAAGGGAAUUAAUUAAUUUAAUUGGUAUAAAUUACGAUUACUUUGUUCUUUAUAGUCAGAAAGAAGAAAAAUUACAUUGUAAGCAUAAUAACAGUUGUGGAUCCUAAUUUUUUACUAGUUAAUGAUAUCCAUUUAAAUUCUAU
Messenger RNA from Vigna angularis (adzuki bean), 2010 nucleotides. RefSeq names its product polyamine oxidase 1. NCBI's taxonomy places the organism in Eukaryota, Viridiplantae, Streptophyta, Magnoliopsida, Fabales, Fabaceae. The record is from RefSeq and is a predicted model, not a curated record. Gene Ontology annotation, molecular function: polyamine oxidase activity. Gene Ontology annotation, biological process: polyamine catabolic process. Bases 107 to 1651 code for a protein of 514 amino acids. The transcript is spliced from 11 exons.